Molecule: messenger RNA, 899 nt
Organism: Passer montanus (Eurasian tree sparrow)
Lineage: Eukaryota; Metazoa; Chordata; Aves; Passeriformes; Passeridae
Gene: FLT3LG
Product: fms related receptor tyrosine kinase 3 ligand
Exons: 5
Coding region: 1-768 (255 amino acids)
Biological process (GO): positive regulation of cell population proliferation
Cellular component (GO): cell surface; membrane
Molecular function (GO): cytokine activity; receptor tyrosine kinase binding
Source: RefSeq, a predicted model, not a curated record
AUGGGGGGGGAUGUUUUUGGGGUGCCCCGCCCCUGGUCGCUGGGGACCCCCCGAGCGCCCCCCGCAGCCCUUUUGGGGACCCCCUGCCCCCUCCCACAGACCCCCUGGCUGCUCCUCGACUACCCCGUGGCGAUGCCCAGCAACCUGGAGCCGGACAGCGCCUGCUCGGAUCUCUGGGGGCUCCAUUUCGGGGCGCUGGCCCUGCAGCGGAUGCUGGGGGUGGCGGGGAAGGGUCUCGCCCCCCUGCUCGGGACCCUCCUGGCCCAGCUGCGCUUCGUGGCCGAGUGUCACAUCCAGGACCCCCAGGGCUGUGUCCGGCUGGAGAGGGUGAACGUGUCGCAGCUGCUGCAGAGCCUGGCGCAGCACCUGGGGGGGCUGCAAGGGAGACCCCCCCACUUCCCUGGCUGCGCCCGCUUGCGCUGCCACCCAGACCCGGCGCUGACCAGCCCAGCCGUGCGGCACGAGGGAACUUUGGGGGCCAGGCAGGGACCCCCCGACCCCGCUGGACACGGGCUGGUGCUGCUGGGGGCACUCGGGGGGGCCCUGGGCCUGGUGGUGGUGGUCUGGGCACUGUGCAGGAGACCCUGUGCCCAGGCGGGGGCACUGGGGGGCACUGGGGAGGGCACGGGGGGUGCUGUUGGGGACACUGGGAGCACUGGUGGCUGUCUCGGGGACACUGGGAGGACUGAGGAGCACUGGGAGGCCAUUCCCCUCAGCCCCCCCCAGCCCUCACAGGGACCCCCGGCCCUGGAGCAGGAUGGGACCUGAGCUGGCCCCGGCGGUACCUGGGGACACACACACAGGUACUGGGAGCGCUCCUGCGUACUGGGAUCACUGGGAAUGCCAGCAGCGCCCACCCUCUGCCCCCGUCCAGGCUGGCCUGAGCCACUGGUGCGAGA